This is a messenger RNA of Rotaria sp. Silwood1, 3340 nucleotides long. The record is from the annotation of a GenBank genome assembly. Lineage: Eukaryota; Metazoa; Rotifera; Eurotatoria; Philodinida; Philodinidae.
AUGAUAUUUAUUUGUCUAUGUGAUUCAGUCUCGCCCUCAGAUAGCCGUGCUGUAUCUCGUUGAAAUAAGAAUCAACGUUGUGGUGAUAUAGAUACAGUUGUUGUCCUUAAUGUGCAUACGGAUAAAAAUUUGUUGGAAACAAGCAGUGAUUAUCAUGCAUUUAAAUCAAAUUCUGAUAUCGUUUACAAACAUUGUGUACAUUUCAACUCUGAAAAUCUAUCAGGAAUCUAUCAAUUUAAUUUUCUUCAUGAACAAGAUAUUCAUCCAUAUUAUUGUGUACAAUUGUGCAAUAAAUAUCAACAACAAUAUGCUCUACUUAAUUCAAAUAAGUGUUUAUGUACAAAUAUCCAAAUUAAAGAAGAACUAAGACAAUACUCUCCGCUUCUACUACUUGAUUCUCCUUGUAAUCAACAUUGUUUAGGUGAUUACUUUUAUUCAUGUGGAAGUAAUAGCAAUUCAACAAUUUAUUCAAUGUAUACUAAACUGUCAAAUUGCCCACAUGAUUUUCAAGCUAUUAACGAUAAAAAUCAGUGUGUUCAUCUUGGUCUUUCAGCAAGAAAAAAUUCUUACACAACAGCACAAUCUUAUUGUAAAUCUAUGGGUGGAAUAUUAGCAAAAAUAGAUGACAUUGUAGACAUACAAGAUCUUCUGCCUAAAUAUAUGAUAUCACAAGAUUAUUUCAAUGGAAAUCAAUUUAUCUACUUUCAAAAAUUACAUGAUAAACCUAUUCAUUUUUGGAUUGAUCGGAUGUCAAAUAGGUUAAAUGAUAGUAAGAUAUCCGAUCGUUUCAUUCGUAAAUGUUUUAAAACAUCAAAAUCAAUUAAUCACAAUUGUAUUGUUCUUGAUUAUGAACAAGUUUUAAUUGACAAUAUACCUGCUUUUAUACUAUGUUUAUCUGAAUCAGAUGAAUGUUCGUCGACAUCUGCAGUACCUAUUUGUGUUGACAAAAAUUUAGAAUCGCAUUCAAAUGAAAUAUCUUCAAUGGGAGAUAAUGAUUCAUCAAUCAUAAAAAUGAAUACAUUCACAGAUUAUUUAUGCAGUAAUGAUACAGAUUAUCAUUUAAUUGAUGAUUAUUGUUAUAAAAUAUUAUUACAUGAAACGACUUGGCAUAAAGCAAAAACUGAAUGUGAACGCGAUAAUGCUACAUUAUUUUUACCCGAGAAAAAUAAAGUAAUUCCUUUAGUAAAAGAAUUAUUUUUACGUCGAUAUAGUUAUACAUCAUCUGGUAUUGCACAUAUUGAUGUACUUUAUGAUGAACAAAACUUUACUACUACACAAAAUAUCACCAGUAAUACAAGUACUUCGAAAUCUGUAUUUAAUUUCGAUAACGUUUAUAGUUCAUGCAAAAUGUCAUUCGUUGAAAAUUUUCCUAGUUUAUUGUCAUUACUAAAUGGAACAGAAAAAGUUAUAGAUAAACGCAAGUCUCAUCAAAUUGCUUGUGGAUACAUUAAUUUUCAAUCGUACGAUUCACAGUGGAUUUUAUGUGAUCAAGAAUCUUGCAAUCGACCAGCAACCAUAAUAUGUCAAAAAUCACCGACUAUAAUAAGUCAUGUUAUUUUAGCAAAAAGGUUAGUGAUAAUCAGUAUUGGCAUUCUUUCUUUCAGAUUAUAUUAUCUGCAAAAAUACGUUGAAAAAACUAUACAAAAGAGAAUAAUUAUUAUAUAUUUUAAUGAUUAUGUUAUAUAACGUUUUACAGUAUUCAUAGAAAAGUUAAUUUGCCGACAAAUAUUAUCUAAUAUCAUGAUUAUAAAACGUUUCAAAGAUUAGUAAUGGUCAGAAUGAAAUAUAGUUCAGGAAAAUAAAAGUUCACUUAUUUCUAUUCGAUGACUAUAAUAUUUUCUAUGCAGGUCUCACAACAUCAGAUUGAGUAAAAUCGAUAGCCAAGCUGAUUAUUUCUGUAUAUCUCUAUACUCUAAUUCUAACCUGUUAAAUUUGUAUAACAGUAGUAGGAUAUAAAUAUAAAAAAUAAAAUUGCUCUUAUCGAUUAAUAAAUUACAUGAUUGAGAAAUUUUCGAGUUCGUCUGCUAUAUAAGAAUGUAUAUUUUGUGUAUUUAAACAUCGAUUAUUGAAUUCAUUUAUUUAUAGUGAUUCUAAAAAUGUACCAAUCAAAUUGACUGAAGAAGAAUCAAAUGCUCAAACAUUUAUUAGAAAACGUUCUGCAUAGACUAUUUUGAUAUUUUCAAUUGUAUUGGUUAUUAUGUUUAUUAGAUUUAUUUAUCCAUUACAAAAUUGUUAACUAAAUUGAAAAAUUAAUCAACAUCAAACACUUUUUAUUCUUCACUAUCAUUGAAAAAUGAAUGUAGUUUAAAUUAGAAACACUAUUUGUAUUUCUUAUUCAUAUUAUUGUUUCAUUAAAAGUUUUCAUUAUAAAUGAAAUGUUUUUUCUUUGAAUUUGUAAACACAUUAAAUGGGUUAGAUGAAUUUCGGCCCACGAAUUUUUUGUCCCGUACUUUCGGCCCAGACCGAAAUUCCGGUGAUUUUUCGGUCCGAGUCGCAAGUCUGACAGGCAUUUCGGGCCGAAACUUGAUUUAUCUAAUUAAUUUUAUAAAUAAUUAGUAAACUUCAUCGCGCUUAGCACUAUGCACUUUGAAGAAAACGUUGCACUCGGCAGUAUGACAUGUUGCUCAGCAAGAUAACAUAGUACUCAGCAGUUAGACAUGAUGUCCGGCGAGAUGACAUACUGCUUAGCAUUGUGAUGUGGUGCUCAGCAGUACGGAAUUGUGCUUGACAGUAUGAUGUAGUGCCUAGCUAAACAAUCUAGUAAGUACUUAACACUGUGCAAAUCGAUAAAAAAUUGGCAGGUCGAAUAUUGAUCGAAACAUAUGUUAACGAUUCUGUUGUGGAAGCUAACGCAAUAUUUAAGAAAUGGGUAUGGAACUUAGCAAGACGAAUUUAGAUGACAUGAUAAUUGUAACGUUCGGCUAUACCUGUAUAUUUCUUCGUCUAUUUAACUCAAGGAGGAAAAGACGGUACUCCAGCUACUCCAAAGUAAAUUUUGGAGUACAGCGGAGUAUGGUUGGAGUACGACUGGAGUAGAGCAGAGUAGCACCGGAGUGGAGUGAAGUAUUACUCAAGUAGAGUGGAGUAUCACUGCCAUAGUAUGUAGUACCAUCGGAGUACAGUGAAGUAAGAUCGAACUACGACUGGAGUAACAGGCCAAUAGAACUGAAGUACAAAUGGAUUACCGUUGAAUACUGAUUGCUUCUCAUACUGAUAUCAACAUUAUGCUUUAGCAAAUUGUUAUGCGAAGAUAUGAUUAUAAUCCUUUCAAUACCAGUUUAAAAGAUAAUCUUGGGGUGGGUGUGGGUAUGGGUGUGGGGUGUGGGUGUGGGUGUGGGUG